AUGAAGGCCGGCGCAGGACUCUUCUCUGCAUUGGCUCUGUUCCUCCUGAUGGGGGCAGUGUUCACCCAGAGACCUCGGGUAAGGAAGCCCACCAAGCGCCCCACCACCACCAGGAAGCCUUCUGUCCCCCAGCCUGCUGUACCGGCAGGGCCAGAGCCCCAGGAGCCUACAGACUUCCCCCCUCCCAUCCUGGGCCCACCCUCCAUGUAUCCUGACUGCCCUCGAGAGUGUUUCUGCUCCCCGAGCUAUCCCAACGCUCUCAACUGUGAGAACCGGAACAUCCGUGCGAUCCCUGUCAUCCCACCCAGGACCCACUACCUGUACCUGCAGAACAACUACAUCUCAGAAGUCACAGCAGAACCGUUCCUCAACGCCACCGAUAUCCGUUGGGUCAACUUGGCCAAUAAUCGAAUUCAUCGGAUAGACAAAAAUGUGUUUCAGAAGGUCCCAGCCCUGCUGUACCUCUAUGCACAGCGUAACCAACUGAAAGAGGUCCCAUCUGGUCUCCCAGCGAGCCUAGAACAGCUUCGCCUCGGUAGGAAUCGUAUUUCUAAGAUCCCUGCCGGUGCUUUCAACAAGAUGGGAAACCUGACGAUGCUUGACCUGUACCACAACCAGCUGAGUGACAGUGAUCUGGGAAAGAACACAUUUAAGGACCUGAAGAGCCUCAUGCAGCUCAAUCUCGCUCACAACGUCCUGAAAAAGAUGCCUGCUGGCGUACCUCAUAGCCUCAUGCAGCUUUUCCUGGACAGGAACCAUAUUGAUGACAUCCCAAAAGAUUACUUCGAUGGCUUUGGCCACCUGGCGUUUGUGAGGCUGAACUACAACCAGCUAAGUGAUAAAGGUCUUCCAAAGAAUGUCUUCAAUAUAUCCACCCUGCUGGACCUGCAACUGUCCCACAACCAGCUCUCUUCUGUUCCUCACUUCAACGGUCACCUGGAGCACCUGCACCUCAACCACAACUCCAUCGAGAGCAUCAAUGGCACCCAGAUCUGUCCAUUCAGCCUGCACGUAGACGUAAACGAUCUCAGCUUGGUGCCCAGACUAAGGUACCUGCGUUUGGAUGGAAAUCACCUCAGCCCCCCCAUCCCUCUGGAUGUCAUCAUGUGCUUCAGACACCUCCACUCUAUUGUCAUUUAGAAGAAAUGCUUCAAGGCCUGGGGUUAUGCACGCACAUACGCAAACACACACUGUGUGCAAACUGAAUCAAGGGCAAAGCAUGCUCGGUGAGAAACCGUACAUACUGUGGAGCUGCAAUAUGGGAAGAGAUACAAAUAAAGGACAAAACUGUUCAGCUUUGAUAGUUCAACUGUUAUUGUUGCAGGAUGUAAUAAAAUUUGAACUUCAAAGAGGGGAUAUACCGAGCUUUAGGGUUAGGGGUUUUUGCUACAUUUUAUAAGUCAUUUUUUGUUUAUAGAAAUACAACGCAAAAAAAACAAACUAGAAUGAGUAAAACCUGAAAAUACAGGUACAUUGACAGACCUGCUACAAAUAUAAAAGGUAGUUAUGUUCAUUAGCAGAUGUGACCAGAGUAGAGCUGCCACCAGCAGAGCUGCAGUGGAUGUCAAAAGAAAACAUAACUACCGUGUAGUUGAAACUGUCCCAAAUGUGCCUGUGAUUUUCAAGGUACUCCAUGUAAAAAUGUCAUUGUAUUCUUUUUAUUCUUAGUCUUAUGUAUAUUAUUCUUCUGUAUAGAGAAGCUUUGUACAAAUAAUAGAAAAUAAAACUUUUUUCCUUGAUCAUUUGAUCGUGUUGGAUUUUUGAAAUUCUUCUCAUCACCCAUAUAUACCAUCAUGUAUAUAAUGAAUAUAUCUGAGUAUAUUUAUGCAACCUAGCCCUGCAACUCAACUACUGUGCUAAAGUACAAUUUUAGGUACUUGUGUUUUACUUCAAUAUUUAUAUUUCAUGCUUCUUUAUACUAUUACUCCACGGCAUUGUGGAAAUAUUGUAUUUUUUAUUUGACAGCUUUAGUUACUUUACAGAACAUUUGAACAUUACAAAACAUUUUUUUUAACUAAUCUGUUAGGAUAUCAUAUAUUAAACUACUUAUGGUAUAAAAGUAAUUAAAAUGAUCCCCAUCUUUCCAGUGAUGUAUUAUAUUAAUAACUAUAAACCAAUGAUGAUACACGUUUGCUCAUGAAGUUGGAAUAAAAUAUUUUUUACCUCUUUCCAUGAAAUGAUUGUGACAAUGUGAUUUAUUCUUGUAUAUUUUCUCAAAACUGAAUUCAUCAUGUUUGUAAUCAUGAUUGUGUCUGAAAACAAAUUAUUUCAACUUUAUGGACCACAGUGUAUAUACUGCAAUUUACUGGUUUCCAACCUAUGGGGGAUC
Centropristis striata (black sea bass) is the source of this 2329-nucleotide messenger RNA. It is a transcript of the gene prelp, whose product is annotated as proline/arginine-rich end leucine-rich repeat protein. The transcript is spliced from 6 exons. The record is from RefSeq and is a predicted model, not a curated record. Bases 1 to 1140 code for a protein of 379 amino acids. Gene Ontology annotation, molecular function: protein binding. NCBI's taxonomy places the organism in Eukaryota, Metazoa, Chordata, Actinopteri, Perciformes, Serranidae.